Metopolophium dirhodum (rose-grain aphid) is the source of this 810-nucleotide messenger RNA. RefSeq lists its product as uncharacterized. The transcript has a single exon. The coding region runs from base 1 to 810 and encodes 269 amino acids. NCBI's taxonomy places the organism in Eukaryota, Metazoa, Arthropoda, Insecta, Hemiptera, Aphididae. Gene Ontology annotation, biological process: DNA integration. Gene Ontology annotation, molecular function: nucleic acid binding. The record is from RefSeq and is a predicted model, not a curated record.
AUGUGUGCGCACACCGUCGCGUCUACGCUGGUGACCAAUUGGGUCGCGCGCUUCGGAGUGCCAGACAUCAUCACCACGGACCAAGGGCGGCAGUUCGAGUCCGAAUUGAUGCGCGCGCUCCAUUCUACCUUCGGGAUUCAACACGUCCAAACCUCACCGUAUCAUGCACAGGCUAAUGGGUUAGUGGAACGUUUACACAGGACACUCAAGGCGGCGCUUACCGCGCAAGAAUCGCCACAAUGGUCCCAACGUCUGCCCAUCGUCCUCCUGGCACUUCGCAACACCAUCAAGCCAGACACCGGCUCUACACCUGCCGAACUGGUUUACGGGACGGCCCUACGGCUCCCCGGCGAGCUUUUUGACGACGCGCCCGCGGAGGUAAGGUCUCCGGAAUUCGUCACGGCACUUAAGACAUCCAUAGCUGAACUUCGGCCGUCGCCGGGAUCCAACCACGACCCAACCCGUCGCAUCUUUGUACCCACGCAGCUCAACACCGUUAGCCACGUCUUCAUCCGCGUCGACGCGCAACGUGCCCCCUUACGGCCACGCUACGAGGGGCCCAACGCUGUACUGGACCGACGGGAGAAAGACUUCAGGCUGCAGUUGGAAAAUCGAACGUCGUGGGUGUCCAUAGAUCGGCUCAAACCAGCUUUCGUCCUACGCGACGACCCGGUCAUAGAUCACUCUUACGCUAUGCAGUCCGUAGCCAAAAUUCUUUCAAGGCAUCUUCGCCUAUGCCGGGAGGCAUGCUGCUGCGCAUGUCACGAAGUAGUUGCGAAGGUCGGCGGUCGCCCAAGCCUCCAGGCUUAA